Mercenaria mercenaria is the source of this 7172-nucleotide messenger RNA. RefSeq names its product BRCA2-interacting transcriptional repressor EMSY-like. The transcript is spliced from 22 exons. Gene Ontology annotation, biological process: regulation of DNA-templated transcription. Gene Ontology annotation, cellular component: nucleoplasm. Gene Ontology annotation, molecular function: protein binding. The record is from RefSeq and is a predicted model, not a curated record. Lineage: Eukaryota; Metazoa; Mollusca; Bivalvia; Venerida; Veneridae. The coding region runs from base 95 to 3712 and encodes 1205 amino acids.
CGCAUGCAUUUGCAAAUCCAAGAUGGUGGCCAAGUUUGCGAAAAUUGAAAACAUUUGGUAUAAAGAGUAAACAGGUUAUUUGCUUAUUGCAAGAAUGUGGCCCGAAUUGCUGGAUAUGACUCAUGAAGAGUCGAAACGGAUUCUGCGGCGUGUAGAGUUAGAAGCCUACUCAGCUAUUGUAUCUGCUUUCCGAGCACAAGGAGACUUGAACAAAGAGAAGAAGAAAAUUUUACAUGAUCUACAACAGUUUCUCAGUAUAUCAACAGAACGCCACAGAGCUGAAGUAAGGCGGGCAGUGAAUGAUGAAAAACUUGCAACAAUUGCUGACAACAUGUCACCAUCUAACACAACACAAGAAUGGCUGAUUGAGGGUCGAAGACUAGUUCCCUUGAUGCCACGACUGGUUCCACAGACUGCAUUCACAGUAACGGCAAAUCAGGUGGCUAAUAUGCAGGCUGAGAAAAAUGCUUCAUUGCCUAGCCCUUCACAGACUGGUAUCAGAGAUAAUACUGCUGCGGCAGCAUCAUCAAUGUCUUCCCCACCAUCAACACCGUGGACGUCUAGGCCCUCCAGUCCAACAUCGAAUGUUGUUGUUCUACCCAGUGGAAUGUCCAUUCAUAUAAAAGGAGGUUUAAAUACAGAAGAAGAUGAAGAUGUUCAGAUCCGUAAACGGCGACGCAGCACGUCAACAGAAAAUAUGUUUUCUCCUUCCGGAACCCCAGUUCCACAAGUUACAUAUACAACAACCAUGAGUAACACACCAGCAUUAUCACCAAAGAAAAUUACCAUCAGCAAGAGUCCACAAGCUCAGCCACGGGUGGUCGCCAGUGGAAGCCAGACUCAGAAGGUUAUCCUAGUAUCAAGUCAGGGACACUCUCCACAAGUAACUGUUGCCCAGAAAACAGCCAUGCCAAUGGGACGAUCUACUGUGUCAACCGGAACAUCUACGACAAACCUUCCCAAGUCUGUUAUACUGCCUCUGUCUAGUUCCAUAGCAACUGGAACCAGUACAGGAAAUAUAUCGGCCACACCCCCAUACUUAACAAACACAACAUCCACAGUUAUUACUCCACUUACAUCCAGUGCUGUAGGAACAUCAACUACAGCGUUCCUUACACCCACCAUCACUGCUUCUAGACCCAGAUUCAAAACUGUACCACGGCAAAAACUGAUGCAGGUGCCAUCCCCGAGACCUGGUGUAGUAAUACCAAUGAGUCCACAGCCAGUGCAGCCAUCUCCACAGACUAUACAGGGGAUCAAACCUGGACCUAAACCUACCAUACAGAUCAGGCAGGAAGGAGGUAUGAAGAUUAUCACACAAAGUGUGGGGAGUGGUGCCAGUAAGAUACUGCCGAAACCCAGUCAAAUAACCACUCCCAGUGGUACACCUGUUGUCGUGGUGAGUGCUGGAAGUUCAGCACAAUCUUCUGUUGCCAUGGUUACCAGGACAGGCUCAUCUCUUACAGGUACCUCGGCAGGCACUAAAGUAUUGAACAUCCAGACUCAAGGUGGUAAAAUUAUAACAGCACCAAGAGGUUCUAGUGUGGUCACAGUGAAUCCUAAAACUCUUCAUUUAACAGCUGUCAAAAAUGCAGCAGGAAUCUCAGGUGCUAAGCCAAAUGUGAUAGUAGUCCAGAAGACACAGCCAAGAAGACCUGGGGUACCAAUCACACCAGGUACAAGUGCUGGUGGGAAACCUACUACAGCAGUCAUCUCUAGCCCAUUUGAAAAGGAGUUGGUAAGUUUCCUACAGAAACAAGAUCCUACAAAACAGUAUGUGGUGACAACAACUACAGCAAACAUUGGUAGAGCAGCUGAUACACAGAGGAAGGUGAUAGUUACUACAUCAGGGCAUGGAGAUUUAGCUAAACAGAUCAGUCAGUCGCUGCAAAAAUCAAGAUCUGACACUUCUCAACCGUCAUCUAAUAUUUUACAAGACUUAAUCCAAGCAGCUGGCAUAGUGCCAGAUGGUAACCAAGACAACCAGUCAGGGGAAGUCACUCUUAAUUUAGACGAGGCACAGUUAGCAGCCUUGACGUCAGCAGCACAAGACAGCACACAGACUAAAGUGACAACAUCAAUGCCGAACAAUGAGUGGUUUGAGUAUGAUGUCACAGAUGAACAAGGAAACACUUAUACCCAUACAGCAGAGUCUGCAGACACUGCAGCAGCUAUACAGUCACUGUUAGACAUGCAAGCCAAUCAGAAUGCAGCUAAACCCAAGGUCACAGUUCAAAGGUCAUCCAGUGUAGACUUAAGUCAGUUAUCAGACCAUUUGAAUCAGCAGCAGUUUUAUACCAUAGAGCAAGCUAUGAGUAUUUUAAACCAGACUGAAAAAGAUCAGGCUGCUGCUUAUAUUCAGUCCGAGGCUCAGAAUGUAGGCACUGGCACAGAAGAUGGUGGGGAUGAAAUUCUCACUGCUGUACCGUUAAAUGUUUCUGUGCCACAAGAAAUUCAGACCACUACCGCAACAGCAGGAUCUCAGGGGAAACCCCCAGAUGCUGGAGGAGGGGACCUUGAUCCCCAGACUGGCAUGUUUUAUGUUCAAAAGGGUGGCACAAUAAGUGGUAUAAAGAUUGCAGAUGGACAGCAAGUUAUUGUGAGUGGAGAAGGAGAUGCAAAGAAAUAUGACCUUCUAAGUAGUUCUCUGGCACAGGCUCAGAUUGACCUUGACCCUUUCCAGUUUAUAGAGGAUGGUAACCAGGGUAACAAGACUGUAGAAGGUUCAUCUAGUCUUCCAGUGAUUCAGGAAGUUGCAAAUUCAGAAACAGUUUCAUCUGAAGACAGUGCAGGAAGCUCCUUGCUGGGUUCCUCAUCUGACUCCGUACUCAUACAGAAGGUAGUUGGUACAGCACCCAUCACAACAUCCACACCCGCCAUCCGAAUACAGCCUAGCUCAUUUAUUCCUUUACAAGACGUCAUCAGAUCAUCAGCAGUGAAAACAUCAACCAUUAACAUAACAUCAGCUAAACCAGCAGUUGCUGCAAGUUCUAGUGCCAGUAUACAUGUGACGGUAGAGCCGAGUGGUUUAGAUACAUCUUACAUGAAGAUGGAAGACUUCACAAGUCAACAACUGUCUGACAAGGCUGACUUUGUUAGUGAUGUUGGUAUUGGACAUAUGGAGGAGAUCGCAACGGAAGAAACUGUACCAGUUGCUGGAUCGUCGGGGAUCAGUGAGACACAGAUAGAGGGAUUCCAGUCAUUAGAUUCUCAAGUAUUACCUGGCAGAAGAAAAAGAAAAGUUUUAUCGGGUGAGGAGAUAGCCGGCUCGCCCCCUGCUGGAAGUGGUGCCCCAGGGGGAUGGGUGAGGGCUGCUUUAGGAGUAUUGAAUAAAGUAUCAAAGUAUCGAGGUGUGAACAGGGACAAGAAUGAUUUAAAUGCUGCUACAUGGUUCACUCAGCCAGUUGAUCCAGCAGAUGCCCCGGACUACUACACCAUCGUAGAAAAUCCCAUGGACUUUGGAACCAUCAAGAGAAAAUUAGAGACAUGCAAGUACCUAGAGUUUGAAGAUUACCAUAGUGAUAUGAUGUUAGUGAAAGAUAACUGUUACCUGUACAACCCAGAGCAAAGUCUUGUUAGAAAGGACUGUGAUGAGGUCUUCCAGUUUUACUUGUCAGAGUACGAAAAACUCAUGGAAAAAUGGCAAAAAACUCAUAUAGGUUCUCCUAUCUCUAAGAAACCUCGCACUGACAGAAGCCCCAUCAGAUCUUGAACUUACCUAGAACAGUACAGACCAACCAAUAGUGCUUACACCUUUCAUCCAGAGUUUGGUGACCAGUCUUAGAAUACUGCUGUGUCAUUGGUCAGUUUUUACGAUUGUGCUUCACGAACAGCCAAUCAGGGACUGAAGAUUUUAGGCAGGUCUCUUGACAUGGUACUGAGGACUGUGAUCUCAGAAGUAGAGGAAUGACAUACGAAAAACAGGAUCGUUCUUAAGUGUUUUAUGAAAGUAUUUAAACACAUAUUGUUCUUAAUGUAUGUUUUGAGAAGCCUGUAGUUCUGUUAGUAUAGUUACCUCUUAUUGAAGAGGUCAAGCAACAGACUGACCUUUUACCUUAUCUGAACUAUGUUCAGGGUGAGCUAUUCAGAUGGUUGAUCUGGCAACCAUGGUCCUUUGUUAAAAUUUUUCCUUUAAUGUCUCCUAAAACUAAUGGUCAGAAUUACGCUUAUUUAAGGGCAAUUUGGCAUAGACCUCUUUCAGAUUCAUUCAGAUUAUUAUGCUUAGCCCCUUUAAAGGGCCAGAAGAGCUAAAAAUAGAUAAAAACCUUUUAACCACUUGUUCUCCUGAACCACUUGACGGAAAUCACCAGACUUUUUUAUUAGCAUCCUUGCUUGUACCACUUUCCAUUUCAUUUAAAUGGUUCUGUUUGUUAGCGCUAAAAAUAGAAAAAUCUUUUAAAUAUCUUUUCAUGAAAUACUCAGUAGGUCUUCGCUGAACUUAUUAUUUGAUGGAGUCCUGGACAAUUCUGAAUUUCAGAAAGUGUUUCCGUUUGACUGUAGGUAGAGGUUGCCAGAGUUGAGAAGUUUUUAUCUUAUCAUGAACUUUAUGGAACAGACUAUUACAAGUUUAAUAUAAUGUUUACCUGUUUGUAGGUCAUCACAGCAAAAAUAGAAAAAAGUUUAAAAUAGCUUUUAGUAGUCUGCUUAAUGGUGGGGCGCCAAACUGUUCAUAGGUCAAGGUCGUCCUUGGGUGAGUGACUUAGGUCCAGUUGGGCCACUUAUACAAAUUCUAAAGAUGUAGAAUUCCUCUGAUUGUACCAUGAGAAUUUUAAAGUAUGAACAAUAGAAUAACUAUGUAUAAGAUAGUACCUAUAAAGAGAAAUCUUCAGUAUUAAGAAAUUGAAAGGGAAAGAGGUAACAUUGUGACUUACCAUGAUUUCUUUUAACCCUUACCCUGCUUAAUUUCUAUAAUGAACUUGUCCAUCUUUCAAUUUGGACAGUACCAUUGACUGUUAAAAGGGGUGCUAACCAAAAAGAUACUGACUGGAUGGAGAACAGUGCAGAUCAUGAUCAGACUGCAUAGAUGUGCAGACUGAUCAUGAUUUACACUGGUCGCAAAGGCAGAACCAAUCAUUUCCAGCAUGAUAAGGGUUAAUAGUGUGGAUUUCUCUUCAUAGCCGCUAUCUGACUUGGUGUUUUACAUACUUUUUCUGUGCACUUUUAAGAAGCCUCAUAAUUAAGUGCAUGUUGUAAGUUUUACAAGAAUAAUCUAUAUUGAAAAUAUUUGGAAAUGUUAGGCCUGUGAUUAUUUUAAAAUUCCAUGAGAACCUAAAAUUGUUGAAAAAUUUCAUCUGUUUCAAAGAACAAAAUUUUCUAUUUUCUGUUAAAUACCUGUAAACUUCAUAAAAGUUGUUAUUCUAUAUGACAACAACAACAGCUGUUACUUCAUAAUGAUUGUCAUUAUUCCAUAUUUAAAGAUCAUGUAUAAAGGCAAAAGAUCAAAUCUGUUUGAGUCUAUUUUAAGAUACUUACUGUAUACAUGUACUUUCUGUCCUGUAUGUUUUUAUUGAAUGUUGCCAAAUUGUGUUCAGCUAUUAAAAAUAGCAAGUGGUUUUAUUUUUUGAUAAUGUAUGUUAUUUUACUGUAUCCAGUAUCAUACAAAUGUUACCAUGAUUGUAUUACUAAACACAUUUUAGUGUUAAUGUUUCCUAAGUGUGCCCAUUUCAUAAAUUAUCUCCCUUUAAUAAGUUUAAAGAGACAUGCUGGCAGAUUUCAGUAAUUCAAAUUCUAAUUUGAAAAAGUGUUUUGAUACAUCUAAUAGUAUGAUAGAUAUGGAAAAUGCAGUGUUUGAAGAUAUGCUAAAUGCUAUUCAAGGUAAUGUAAGAAUAAUAUAGAGGUAGAAGUCUCAUACUUGUAGGUGAAUGUGAAGUAAAUCAUUUGCUUCAAUAUGUGAAUAAGUUGCAGUGUUUCUGGAGAUGUGUGUAACUGUUACAAGGAAAUCUAGGUCUACAAGUACCCAACAACGUCUAGACAUACCUGCACAUGUCUACAUACACAGCUACAUACAUGUACCUGUACACAUCCAUUGGUACUUAUGUCUAGUCCGCCCACUUAGUUCAAUAGGGAGACUGCAGAUCUAUGGAUCGCAGGGUAUUGAGUUCAAUCCUCAGCCAAGGCAAAUGCUCUUUUUGAUGAUUUGACAUUGUGUCUGAAAUCAUUCAUCCUCCACCUCUGACUCAUGUGGGGAAGUUAGCAGUUACUUGUGGAGAACAGAUUUGUACUGGUACAGAAUCCAGGAGCACUGGCUAGGUUAACUGCCAACUGUUAUAUAAUUUAAAUACUGUAGAAAAAAUGGUGUUUAACCCAAAACAAACAAACAUAUAUGUCUACAUGCACACAUACCCUUACAUGGCUACACGUAAUCACACACAGUUACACAUACCCGUACAUAUCUACACAGACACAUAUAUGUACUUGCACAUGUCUACACUUACCCAUACAUGUCUACAUAUAUCUGCAAACAUCUACACCUACCUGUACAAGUAUGAAUUCACAGCCUCCCUGGUAAGCUCUAGGUUGCAUUGAAAGUUAGAAACCCAGUAGAACUCCACAUAUUUCAAUGUGCUUAUCAUGACUGUUGUGAAGUGAAAAAUAAAUGAGUCACUUUUUAAUGCUAUGGCAUCAGUGUUUGAAGAUACAAUGUGGUUGAUUAUUUAAGUAGGAUUUUAAAUUGAAUAUGUCUGUUUUUGAGUCUUUUUAAUGGUUGUUACUGAAAUUUUUAAUGAUAAAUUCUUAGACCUUGUUACAUAUACAGUACGCCUUUGUGCUGUCAUUUCUCAUUUUAACAGAUAUGUAUAUGGGCCACAUCAUGUCAAAUGAUACCAAGUGAUGUUUAGGUUAAGAUUAAUAUGGAUUUUAAUUCUCAGUGUUAUAAAUUUGCAGGGAGCUCUGACCUGUACUGGUUCAAGUUUACAAAAAUUAUGCACAAAAUACAACUACAUAUAUGUUGAAAUGAAAAAAAAAAAACAACAAACAAUUGUCCUAUAUCUUUUUGAAUAUUUUGAUCAGAUGAUACAGUCCACUAGUUGAUAUUUUCAUUACAUCAGUUCGAAAAUUCUCCUCUGGGUACCAUUUUGUUGUGAUGUUGCCCAAAUACAGAAUCAUGAUUAUAAAAUUGUAUAUAUUUUCGCGUAUAUGAUUAGUAUCAUUAAAUUUUGCAUGUUUAAACAUAA